CACAAAACAGCAAUCACAAACAUCAGGGGCUAAAUCUGCAGCUCAGACCGAGACUUAACCCAGAUAUAAGAAGAGACAAUGGCAGGAGCAGAAUCAGUCCAGCCAGUUCCAGAGAUAAAUCCCCCGCCCCCACGAGAAUAUGAUCAACCAUGGAGGAGUACACCCUGGGGAAAAAGAGAAGAUUUGAGGAAAGAGCUGAGAGGGUUCCAGUUGAGCAAUCCCAAUAUUAAACAUGUCAGGAUCUUGUUAGCUAGCGAAGGCGGAGCAGGAAAGUUGAGCUUCAUCAAUUCAAUCAAUAGUGCAUUCCAAGGAAGAAUCACCAGGGAUGCCCUUGUUGAUGAAACAUCUGGAACAAAAACAUACUAUAUCAGAGGUAAAGAGCAUACAGAUGUUCUGCCAUUCGUCUUCAAUGACUUUAUGGGACUAGAGGAUGGAGAAUCACAUUGUGCACAUAUAGAGGACGUUGUCAAAGCUCUUCGGGGCCUCCUUACAGAAGGAUGCAAAUUAAAUCCAACUCCUGUUUCUGCUGAAGAUACGGCCUACAGAAGUGAUCCAGCUCCUCAAGAUCAGACAUAUUGCCUGGUGUACAUAAUAGCAGCUGAAAAAGUAUCUUUCAUGAAUCCGGAUCACAUUAAAAAGAUGAAGAGUAUUAGGAAGAGUGCCAGUGGACUGGAUAUUCCUCAAGUGAUCAUCAUGACAAGGGUGGAUGAAGCAUGUCCGCUGGUCAACAAAACAUUAAGGAAAAUCUACACCAGCAAGAAGAUCAAGGAGAAGAUGCAGGAAUGCAGUAACGUCCUAGGUGUCCCUAUGAACCACAUCUUUCCUGUAAAGAACUACCAUGAGGAAAUUGACACAGAUAAUGACAAUGAUGUCUUGAUUCUGACGGCGUUUACACAGAUUGUACAAACAGCAAAUGAUAAAUUGGUCCGCUCGUUAAGUUGUGAUGUAAAGAAUAGAGUUUCUGGGUCCAAGCGUUUACUUGUUAUUAAGACUACCACCACUACCAGUAUAACCAUUUAUGAGCAACAUUUAUUAGUGUCGAGAGGUGAAAAGAUAGAAUGAGUCUUACUUUCUUUCGCAAAAAAUGCCACCAAGAUGCACAACAUGUCUCUCAAAGAGGCAUAAAUGUUCCAGCAAAGUUAAACAAAAUCUAUUACAAAAGUGAAAAUGAAAUUAAAUGAAUUGUUGAAUACAGCAGCAUAUUUAUAUCUCCGCACAAUGUAUCAAAUAUUUCUAGCAGAAUUAAACCAGUCCCACAUUUGUGUGUUGGUUUGUGAAUUUAAUGACCAGUCAGCAGGGUUAAAAAUAGUCAUCCAUGAAGACAAGUUUGUUGAAGUCUUUAUUAAUGUGUAAAACAGCAAAAAAAGUAUUGUUUAUGUAGUAAAAAUAUGGAGUUUUGAAUGCAUUCUAUUAAUAGACACUAUAAAUCAUGAUUAUAUCAAGGGUAAUAACUCUGUAACAAGUGCCCUUUGUCUUGCAUUUCCAUAUUUAUAGUGUGUUCAAGCUUUUAAACUUCUGUUUUUCUUUGUUCAUAUGUUUUAAAUUCACAAUUGAUCUUUUCUCAAGAUAUUAAAUUAUCAAAACUAUUCUGAAAAUUGUAACCUUCCCAAGCACCACUCUUAGAUGGCUAUUGCAAUGGUUUCUUUUGUUUUAUAUCUAAAU
Messenger RNA from Triplophysa dalaica, 1662 nucleotides. RefSeq names its product interferon-induced protein 44-like. Bases 79 to 1062 code for a protein of 327 amino acids. The record is from RefSeq and is a predicted model, not a curated record. NCBI's taxonomy places the organism in Eukaryota, Metazoa, Chordata, Actinopteri, Cypriniformes, Nemacheilidae. The transcript has 8 exons.